This is a messenger RNA of Toxorhynchites rutilus septentrionalis, 2379 nucleotides long. RefSeq lists its product as uncharacterized. The transcript is spliced from 3 exons. Bases 1 to 2379 code for a protein of 792 amino acids. Gene Ontology annotation, molecular function: nucleic acid binding; zinc ion binding. The record is from RefSeq and is a predicted model, not a curated record. NCBI's taxonomy places the organism in Eukaryota, Metazoa, Arthropoda, Insecta, Diptera, Culicidae.
AUGGAUGCGUAUCUGAGCGAUCGCACCGAGUUCGAAAAACGUUAUUACCGCACAAAAGGUAUACUAAUGCAAUUUAACAACGUAUCAUCUCGUCAACAACACAUGCAAAACCCACAACGUGAAUCCCCGAGCCAAAUGAGCUGCAUAAAACUGCCGGAUGUUAAAUUACCCGUAUUCAAUGGACAGUUCGAAAGUUGGCUAAAUUUCCACGAUUUAUUUGAUUCGCUCGUCCACUCUUCAACGAAUCUAUCAACCAUCCAGAAAUUUUACUAUCUACGGUCUUCUCUGGCUGGUGAAGCGUUAAAGGUAAUUCAAACAAUACCUAUAACAAGUGAUCAGUAUGCUGUUGCAUGGAAGAUGCUCGUUGACCACUUUUCAAACCCUCGGCGUCUGAAGCGUAUAUACGUUCAAUCAUUGUUUGAAUUUUCCACUAUACGAAGAGAAAAUGCAUCGGAGUUAUAUUCACUUGUAGAAAAAUUUGAAACCAGCGUAAGAGUGUUGAAGCAGCUAGGUGAACACACCGAAUAUUGGGAUGUACUUCUGAUUCAUCUGCUAAGUACGCGGCUAGAUCCUGUCAGCAGAAGAGACUGGGAAGAAUAUGCGGAAACGCUUGAAAAUGUCACUUUCGAUGAAAUCGUUCAAUUCUUACAACGUCGAGUCAAUGUACUGCAGUCAGUCGUUAUUAAACCUGCUGAAGUACAACAAUUUAACGUGAAAAAGAACUGCAUUCAACGGUCGGGAAACAUCGGAACAUUCCAGAAUGCAGCACGUGAAUGUACAGCUUGUUCGGGUCAACACUCUCUUUAUCAAUGUAGCGCACUUUCCAAAAUGUCCGCAGAAGAGAAGGAGCAAUUUAUUCGACGUAACCAACUUUGCCGUAAUUGCAUGCGUCGUGGUCAUGUUCUGAAAGAGUGUCCAUCAGAAAGCAACUGCCGCAAGUGUGGAGGACGACAUCACACUCUGUUGUGUUCCGCUCAAAGAUCAGUUAAUUCAAAACAAACAGCUUCAAUUCAGCAAUCGCCAGUUAUUAAUCAACCCAGUUACUCGAAGGGUAACGAAUAUACCGUAUCAUCAACGCCGGUAGUACAUACAGGAAUCACGAAUUUUACAAGAAAUGAUAGAACUAGUCAUAGGGUGUUAUUAGCCACAGCAAUCGUCCUGUUAGUCGACGACAACGGUGUAGAGCAUCCUGUUCGAGCCCUGCUUGACUCUGGCAGUGAGUGCUGCUUCGUUACAGAACGUGUGAGUCAGCGGAUGUACAUACAUCGCAAAAAGGUGAAUCUUCCAAUCGCAGGAAUAGGACAAUCCUCAACGCAAGUACGGUUUAUGAUCCGGUCGAUGCUCAAAUCCCGACAUAGCAACUAUACUGCUGAGAUUGAUUUUUACGUUCUUCCGCGGGUUACUGUAGACUUGCCUUGCAUCUCAGUAGACAUAUCAACAUGGAAGUUUCCAACCGGAAUUCAACUAGCCGACCCUUCGUUUUAUGAAUCGAGUAACAUUGAUGUAGUUAUAGGAGCAGAGAUAUUUUUCGAUAUUUUCAAACCAUCGGGACGACUAUCAUUGGGCAACUCAUUACCAUGGCUGAUAAAUUCAACGUUUGGAUGGAUAGUCUCCGGCAACACACAUCAAAAACAUGCGAAUACAUCAUUUACCUGUAACAUUGCCACUACAGCCGAUUUGCAUCGUGAUAUGGAACGAUUUUGGGCCAUCGAGGAAGAUUCGAUGAAAGCUUUUUCACCUCAAGAAACCGCAUGCGAAAGUUAUUUCACAGAAACAACAAUCCGGGAACCAGAUGGUCGAUACACGGUUCGCCUUCCGUUCAAAAAGGAAAUUGUUCACAACCUAGCGGAUAACAAACAGACAGCACUACGCCGCUUCCGUCACAUUGAAAACCGUCUCAAUCGGAACUCGAGUCUUGCCAUGGAAUACCGAGAUUUCAUGGAAGAGUAUUUGUGGCUUGGUCAUAUGCAAGCAAUCAGUGAAAGCCAAAUCACUACACAGUCAUCACACUUUCUACCGCAUCAUCCAGUCAUUCGAGAAGAUCACACAACGACGAAGCAAAUUCCAUACCCAACUAAAACAAAAAAGGAAAUGAACGAAGAGAAACUUUCCUUCAAUAACACCGGACAAGUUGAGCUCCAAGUCCCACCACCGGGCGAUAUAAUCAUCAAAGAUGCUGUUACACCACCAUCACAACCCGCAGCAGCAGAAGCAGUAGCGGGGAUUUCGCAAGAAAAAAAAAUGGGGGAGCGUGAAAACAUCAUCAAGGGAGUCAAAGGCGCGAUUGAGUGGAAGAACGAAAAACGAAGAAAAAACCAACGCAAAGUUUUCCUCCGUAGCGGAAUCUAUCUGCAAACACUAUUAAUCGUCUGCAAAUGA